Girardinichthys multiradiatus is the source of this 3363-nucleotide messenger RNA. RefSeq names its product T cell leukemia homeobox 2 (gene tlx2). Gene Ontology annotation, cellular component: nucleus. Gene Ontology annotation, biological process: animal organ development; regulation of transcription by RNA polymerase II. Lineage: Eukaryota; Metazoa; Chordata; Actinopteri; Cyprinodontiformes; Goodeidae. The transcript has 5 exons. The record is from RefSeq and is a predicted model, not a curated record. Gene Ontology annotation, molecular function: RNA polymerase II cis-regulatory region sequence-specific DNA binding; DNA-binding transcription factor activity, RNA polymerase II-specific. Bases 1878 to 2975 code for a protein of 365 amino acids.
UUUCUUGGUUUGUUUCAGUUUAUUGCAAAACCUUAGACUAUGGAGCUCCAACAGUGUCACACCUCAAAACAUAAAUGUACAUUUAAACAACAGCUUAAAUGUGUCAACAAUCAAUGAAAUUAAAAGCAAACAGAUAAAUAAUGUACUAGCUAUAUUAUUAAACAAAUGUACUUAAAAAUUAUAUGGUUUUUAUUUACAAUUAUAUAAAGAUAUAAUAAUUUCGAGGUCAUGUUGCAGCACAUUCAUCUAAUUUGUAAUAGAGCUUUGCUCAAGAUAAUUGGUCAGAAGUGAACUUGAUUUUCAGGAUAACCAAUCAGAAAUCAGGGAUUUUAUGCCAAGUGACAGUAAAAAUUAUAUCUGAAUUUAAAUCAACUACUUCAGUUUAUUUUCGGUUUAACUAUUGAUUUAAGAAUGUAUUGCAAUUUCUAGAUAAUUGUGACUGCAUUAAUUAAUUAAUUAAUUUUCCUGUUUUAUUUGAAUCAUUGCAUAUAAAUUAUUUAUUUGUUACAUUUUGGGAUUAUAGAUUAUAGUUAACAAAAUGCUUCUCAUGAAACCUUUAUGCCAUUAAAACUAUACUGGAAAAGACUGGAUUUCUCAAUUUUUUUUCAUAAUUAGCAGUAUUAAUUAGAAAUGCACCAAUCAGGCUUUUUUAUGGCCAACACCGACUUCCGGUUUUCUUUGGGUCGGAAUCACAAUCGUUUUGACCUAAUAUUUUAAUCCAGGACUAUAAAUUGCUGUAUAAAAGAAAAAAUAUGUGCUGCAAAUUAUUUGGUAAACGUAGCAUGUUUGACUCAAAUAGAAAAUGGAGUCACAAGAUUAUCCCCGUUUAAUGCAUCACAGCAUAUGUCCCUAAUCUUUAUCCAAUUAUUAUUAGGUAAAAAAUGUAUACAAGUGCAUGGUUUCGGAUGAUGCAUUUACGGAUAGAAAUGCUGUGAGAUGUUAGGGUUGAAAACGAAAGGGGAAAUAAAUCUAAAUUUGGCCUACCGAUCACGGAUCUCUGGCCGAUUGAUUGUUGCGUCUUUAGUUUCAAUUUAAAAGCGCAAUAAUGUUUGAUUAAAACGCACAAAUCCUUAAACACCUGAAAAACUGUGCACAACAUAUGCUGCGGCCUCUUUAAGACAUCCGAGCAAAACAACUGUCCUGAUGGUGGAGGAGGGAGGAGGAGGAGAAUGAGGGAUGAGAGGGAGGGUUGGCUGGUUGGAGGACCGAAUGGCUGCCUUUUUACGCUGUUACGCAGAGGGCAGUCUCACCUGCUGGAACGCUUGCAAGUGCACUUCACCAUUCAGCACAACAGAGCCCUCUUUCAGCGCUCACCUCCAAUUAAUAUCCGAGCCAGCGAGGUCAGCGCUUUGUUGUUGUUUUCCUCUUUUUUUUUCCUCGGGUUUUCCCCGUUUUUUUCUGUCCUGCUUUGUUUUUGAUCCGAGGAGCUCGGUCAUUUUGCCAUGUUUCCUGCGUAUGGAAUGCCAGAGUAAGCGAACAAAGCGCAUCAAGUCUCGCCAGAGAGCUGCUUCAUAUCAGAAUCGCGGAUUUUGGUCAGUGAGUAAACUUCUCUGGAUAAUCAUCGGGCGUCGUCGACCAUUUUCUUCGUUGAUAGGCUUCCGUGUUUCUAAUCCACUUGGAUAGAGAGCUCUGUUAAAGAUGGAUAGGCUAAGCUUUUUCUUAGCCAGACGGAUUGGCAUUUAAUUUAGGAAACAGUCGAUCCCACUGCUGGACAGAAAUAAUGGCAUGAUUUUGGAUAGCACCGGACGCGUAAUUGGUUUCCUGGGAGUUGAUGCUUAAAUUCAACAGAACAGUCCUGUAAGAACAACCGUUUAAUUUCCCUAGACUCGAAAAUUCUACAUCUCUAAAAUCUAGAGAGAUCAUCACUGAAAUAAACUAUGGAGCACACUGGGAUCGAGGAGGUGAACCAGACGCACCAGCAGCAGCAUGAGCCCAUCAGCUUCGGAAUUGACCAAAUCCUCAACAGCUCGGACCAGUCCAGCGGGUGCAUGCUGCCCAACCGGACCGGCGACCCGGAUUACGCGUUGGCCCCCAACGUCUACAGCAGCGGCUACAACAGCGUCUACAACCCGGCCUGCUCCUACAACGUCAACAUGAACAUGAACGUCAGCAUGAACAUGAACGUAAAUGUGAACUCUGGGAACUCGGGCGGGGUGAUCCGGGUGCCGGCGCACAGACCCAUGCCGCCUCCGCCUCCACCGUCGGCCGCUGCCGCGCCUCAUCCGCCCCCUGGAAUCCCCACUGUGCCCGGGAUGGGAAUGGGAAAUCCGGCGAACUUCACCUUCCCGUGGAUGGAGAGCAGUAGGAGGUUUGCCAAGGACAGACUAACAGGGGAGGAGGCAGAGGAGAGCCGAGCUGGGGAGGCCACAGGGGGGCCAGAGGCUGCCGGGUCCCUCUGUCCUCUCCCCAAGGGAGACAUCGGCAGGGUCCCUGUCUGGAGCACGGUGGAGACAUUAGCCAAAUGUUAUUACCCCGAGCUUGCUCACCUGAGAGACAGCAAUGGUCUUCUGGCAGACUAUCCUUUUCCAAAGGGGGCUUGCCCAGCCGCCCUCUCACCCUUCUCCGUGACCCGUCGCAUCGGCCACCCGUACCAGAACCGGACGCCGCCCAAGAGAAAAAAGCCCCGCACCUCCUUCAGCCGGGUGCAGAUCUGCGAGCUGGAAAAACGCUUCCAUCGGCAGAAGUACCUGGCUUCGGCUGAGCGUGCCACUCUGGCAAAGGCCCUCAAGAUGACAGAUGCACAAGUCAAGACCUGGUUUCAAAACAGGCGGACAAAAUGGCGGAGACAAACUGCAGAGGAAAGGGAGGCAGAGAGGCAGCAGGCCAACCGGCUGAUGUUGCAGCUUCAGCAGGAAGCUUUCCAGAAGACGUUGAGCCAGCCGCUCCAGCCGGAUCCCCUCUGCCUGCAUAACUCCUCCCUCUACGCCCUGCAGAAUUUGCAGCCUUGGGCAGAAGACAAUAAGCUGUCCGUCUAAAAGAGAAGAGGGCACUUUCCCCACUAAGUGCCAGGAAACAAACGGACACCUCUGUACAUGCCCAACUACCAAGACUGACCCCUCAUUUGCCUCCGGACCCCCCCCCCCCCCCCCCUGCAAGGCAGCAGGAGGCUCAUUGCCAGUGAUGGAAAAUAUACAGCCUCCAUUUUUUUUGCUUAUGACUUUGUACAAUGUAGUAAAAUGCAUGUUUCAAUCCUUUUCUGUGUGCACUCAGAGGAACCACUGAAGUCAGCUGUGGUCGAGGUGGAUCUCCUCCCCAGCUGCAGUGCUCAACAUGUAGUGGAUUGGUCCUGAUAAUGGAUUCCUCAUUAUGUUAAAAUCAAAAGUGUUUUAUAUUAAAAGAUAUUGUGACUUUUCGAAACGAUGA